Oreochromis niloticus (Nile tilapia) is the source of this 1419-nucleotide messenger RNA. RefSeq names its product amine sulfotransferase. Bases 165 to 1079 code for a protein of 304 amino acids. The record is from RefSeq and is a predicted model, not a curated record. Gene Ontology annotation, molecular function: sulfotransferase activity. NCBI's taxonomy places the organism in Eukaryota, Metazoa, Chordata, Actinopteri, Cichliformes, Cichlidae. The transcript is spliced from 8 exons.
UCAGAGAGAAAACAACACUUUGGACUCUCCAUGUUAUCUUUUUCAGCAAAUGAUGCUGUGUCAAUGUUGUGGAAGAUUGUGGAGGCUCAGAGCAUGUGCAUGUCAAUUAAGAGGUGUACGGGACGUUCACUCUAUUGGUCUUGCUGUAAACACUGAGAACCAGUAUGGAGCAGAUCAGGGACCGUGUUUUCAAGCAUAAAAACUACAACUUUCUGGUCGGUCAUACAACUCCAGACUACAUAGACUCUCUUGAGAGUUUUGAAAUAAAAGACAGUGAUGUCUUCGUUGUGACUUAUCCAAAGUCAGGUACUGUAUGGGCUCAGCAGAUCAUCAUUUCCAUCCACGAACUGCAUGGGAAUCAGAAUAAAUAUUCAAACAACAUGGAGAGGAUGCCGUGGCUGGAGUACAAGAUAGCUGAAUACACUCUCCUCCCCUCUCCACGACUCUUUGCCUCGCAUCUCCCUGAACAUAUCAUGCCUCCAGGAGUGAAAGAGAAGAAGGCAAAAAUCUUGUAUUUGAUGAGGAAUCCAAAGGACAACGUGGUGUCUUUUUAUCACUUCAGCAAAGCCAUGGCAGACCUGGACACUCCCGAGAGCUUUGACCAGUUUUUUGAGUGGUACAUAACAGGAAACAGCAUUCCAGUAUCCAGCUGUGGGGCAUUGAGUCAUAGGCCUUCUUGUAAUCAAUCCAGGCAGUGCACAGUUUUUGCAUCAUCCUGGUUUGACCACGUCAGGGAGUGGUAUUUAAACAGAGAGCAGUACAACAUCCUCUUCCUGACCUACGAGGAAAUGAUUUUGGACCUGAAAGCAUCAGUGAAGAAGAUCUGCAACUUCUUAGGGAUAAACCUGACUGAAGCCGCCAUCAGUCAAGUUUUGGAAAAAGCUACAUUUCAAAACAUGAAGAAUGACACGAAAGCAAAUUAUGAGCAUCUUCCACCAGAGCGGUUCAGUGGGAAAUUCCUGCGCAAAGGUCAGAUUGGAGACUGGAAGAACACACUGACUGUUGCACAGAGUGAAAGAGUGGAUCAAGUCCUUCAGGAGAAACUUGGUGAUUUGCCUUUGAGCUUCAUCUGGGAAUAAGCAGAGCAGCUCUUCAGGGUCUCCCAGGAGUUUUAAAAGCAUUGAUUUCAUUAAUCUGAAAAAAGCAUAAAAAUGUGUUUUUCUGGUAUUAAAACAAAAAAAACAACAACAACAAAAGAUUAAUGUUUGUUUGCCCAAGAUGGAUUCAUGUCAUGUAGAUCAUGAUUCCAGGAAUCAACAAAGGUCAUUAAUAAAAUGUUUAUCAGUCAGCACACGAUACUUUGGAUUCUCAUAAUUUCUGAAUAGUCAUUAACUGUUAAUUGUGUUUUUUAAUCACAUCGCUUUGCCUUGACCUUAAAAUGUAAGAAAUUUCUUGAAAUAAAUGUACUUUUGCCAUGAA